Molecule: messenger RNA, 883 nt
Organism: Lepisosteus oculatus (spotted gar)
Lineage: Eukaryota; Metazoa; Chordata; Actinopteri; Semionotiformes; Lepisosteidae
Product: E3 ubiquitin/ISG15 ligase TRIM25-like
Molecular function (GO): protein binding; zinc ion binding
Source: RefSeq, a predicted model, not a curated record
AGUUCCAGCUCAUCUCAUUUGCUCUUCAAGUCGCUUCAAUCCGGAUCGCUUUUCUCACUUCAGACUGGAGUUUCACUUUCGUUUCCCGAAAAGCUCUUCAUCGCUGGACAUGGAUGAGGGUAGCUGUGAGCUCGUUCCUGGGAAGAUCCUAAACUGCUCCAUCUGCUUGGAUAUUCUGAAGGAGCCAGUUACUCUCCCCUGUGGACACAGCUUCUGCCGAGACUGUGUCCAGAGCUUCUGGACGGAGACCGAGCAGCCUGGCCCGGUAAGCUGCCCUCAGUGCCGACAGGCCUUCUCCCACCAGCCUGCGCUCCGCACAAACACCAUACUGGCCGAAGUGGCCAAGAGGUUCCAGAAGUCAGACAUUGCUGAAGGCAAGACUCCUCUCGGAGCCAGUCCCAGGGAGGUGCCUUGUGAUUUCUGUACAGACAGCGCCCAGAAAGCAGUGAAGUCCUGCCUGAUGUGCUUGGCCUCAUUCUGUGAGACUCACAUCCAGGCCCACCAUGAGAAGACAGCCUUGAAGAAGCACAAACUCAUCUCGCCCAUAGAAGAUUUCCAGGACCAGCUGUGCUCCCAUCACGAGAGGCCCCUAGAGCUGUUCUGCAGAGAAGACAAGACGUGUAUUUGUGUGCUGUGUGCCAGAGAGCAACACGCGACACAUUGCACAGUGACUUUAGAGACCGAGAGGCAAAAGAAACAGAAGCAGCUGGUGGAGAAACAGGCAGGCAUACAGCACAAACUUCAGGAAAAGACGAGAAAUGCGAAGGAGUUAAAGCAGGUUGCUGAGUCCCUCAAGAUAUCAGAAGAUAUCGGAACUGAGGGAAAUUGAGCAAAUCUUUGUUCAGCUGAUGAGCUCUGUUAACAGCAAACAGGCCAAGGUUAA